Molecule: messenger RNA, 1214 nt
Organism: Frankliniella occidentalis (western flower thrips)
Lineage: Eukaryota; Metazoa; Arthropoda; Insecta; Thysanoptera; Thripidae
Gene: PTPMT1
Product: phosphatidylglycerophosphatase and protein-tyrosine phosphatase 1
Exons: 5
Coding region: 70-618 (182 amino acids)
Biological process (GO): protein dephosphorylation
Molecular function (GO): phosphatidylinositol-4,5-bisphosphate 5-phosphatase activity; phosphatidylglycerophosphatase activity; protein tyrosine/serine/threonine phosphatase activity
Source: RefSeq, a predicted model, not a curated record
UUUCUAGCAGGAGAAAUCCGUCUGCUGCUCGGUCGGUGAAAGUAAACACCUGGCGUAUGUCUUGUCACAAUGUUCGCCCGAAUAACGUUUUAUCCAACUUUGUUUUACAAUGUGGUCAUGGAGAAGGUUUCCAGUCGAAGGUGGUAUGACCGAAUCGACGAAACUGUAGUUUUGGGUGCUUUACCUUUCGCCAAGGACGCCGAAUCGCUUGUAAAAACUGAAAACAUCAAAGCUGUCAUAUCCAUGAAUGAAGACUAUGAGCUUCGUCUGUUUUCUAAUGAUGCAGAGGCAUGGAAGCAGUAUGGCGUUGAUUUUUUACAGCUAAGCACAGUAGAUAUAUUUGAAACACCAUGUCAAGAAAAACUUUUAAAAGGUGUUGCAUUCAUAAAUAAAUUCCAUACGGGUGAGAAUAAAGGCAGUGUCUAUGUGCAUUGUAAAGCAGGAAGAACAAGAAGCGCAACACUUGUUGGUUGCUACUUGAUGAUGAAAAACAGAUGGACUCCACAAGAGGCUGUUAGUUACAUGCGCUCCAAGCGUCCUCAUAUACUUUUGCAUAACCAGCAGUGGUCGGCUCUUCAAUUGUUCCACAGUAGCAAUAUAACAAACAACUCAUCCUAGGAUCAAUAUAGCUGAUUUCUUCAGAGGGCCUUUCAGUUUAUACAUCUGUCUCAAAGUACUUAUGAAAUAUGCAAGAAUUGUAUGUGCAAGGAAAUCACAAAGUAUCACCUGUCAUGCAUGAUGUCAUGGCCAAUGUCUUCUUAUCAGCUUCUGUGGUAAGCCAUCUUUGCAAAUGUUAAACUUUUUACCUUUACAUGCGGCCAUCCCACCAACUCUUACUGGCAUUAGCCAGCAUGCUCAGGUUUAAGUGAACAUUACUUGAUCUACGCUAAAUUUGGCAGAAUAAUGUUAACAUUAGCCUGCUAAUGUCUGUGUAGAAUAAUGCAUUCUACACAUCAGAGAGCAGAGUUUCUGAUUCCAUUCAGUGUCAUGAAGCAAUACCAUAAUUGUAAAUCAGAAGUAUUUUAUUUGAACUGAUCUUGCUCAGAGACAACAUCUAUUUUAGAUUACUUAGGUAGGUAGUGAUUUACCAAUACAUUUACCUAGAUAGAAGUUAUGUAAUGUUAUUGUCAGAGUUUUUAUACACAUGUUGUAACAAGUUGAAUAUUUAUAAUUUCCUAAAUUGAGUUGAUAAUAAAAUAUAUAAUAAAACAAAA